Haemonchus placei is the source of this 192-nucleotide messenger RNA. The record is from the annotation of a GenBank genome assembly. NCBI's taxonomy places the organism in Eukaryota, Metazoa, Nematoda, Chromadorea, Rhabditida, Trichostrongylidae.
UUGCAGAGAGAACACCAGCUUCUAGCUGAAGCGCUCCUGGAAUACGAAACGCUGUCAGCAGAGGAGGUUAAGCAGGUCAUAGCCGGAAAGAAGAUAAAGCGUCCAAAUCCAGCAGAGGUGCGCAGAAGCACCGACAGUCUCCACCACAAUCCGCUUGUCCGUAUUCACAUAUUCGAAGAGGGCAGGAAAUAA